Messenger RNA from Ananas comosus (pineapple), 1201 nucleotides. Its product is annotated as SPX domain-containing protein 5. Gene Ontology annotation, biological process: cellular response to phosphate starvation. NCBI's taxonomy places the organism in Eukaryota, Viridiplantae, Streptophyta, Magnoliopsida, Poales, Bromeliaceae. Bases 174 to 953 code for a protein of 259 amino acids. The transcript has 3 exons. The record is from RefSeq and is a predicted model, not a curated record.
UUCAAAUAUUCCUCCCCCCUCUCUCUCUCUUCCCCUCCCAAGUUCCAACUCUUUUAAUGCUCUCCCACCCCCCUACAUCUCUCCUCUUAUUAUAAACAAUCCCAACAAUAACAUACCCCUCAUAAUAAUUUAGAGCAUUAAGAUUGAGGGAUACUAAGGAGAGAAAUAACAUAAUGAAGUUUGGGAAGAGGCUGAAGAAGCAAAUUGAGGAGACACUCCCUGAGUGGAGGGACAAGUUCUUGUCCUACAAAGAUCUCAAGAAGCUGGUGAGAUUGAUAUCGGCGACGCACCCGUCGCCGGACGCGGAGUCGGAGUUCAUAUGCCUUCUCGACUCCGAAAUCGACAAGUUCAACGCCUUCUUCGUGGAGCAGGAGGAGGAGUUCGUCAUCAGGAAAAAGGAAUUGCAGGAGAGGAUAAAGAUGGUGACAGAAAUUUUUGGGCCGGCGGGGAGCCGACCGUCAGAAGCGGAGUAUACGACAGCAAUGACGAGGAUAAGAAAAGAGAUUGUUAAUUUCCAUGGAGAGAUGGUACUACUUGUCAACUACAGCAACAUCAAUUAUACAGGCCUAGCCAAGAUCCUGAAAAAAUACGACAAGCGCACGGGCGCCGUGCUGCGGUUGCCGUUCAUCGAGAAAGUUCUGCAGCAGCCCUUCUUCACCACCGAGCUGAUCUCGCGGCUCGUCAAGGAGUGCGAGGACAUGAUGGACUCCGUCUUCCCCUCCGCCGCCGCCGGUGGUACCGCAGAUCAGGCAGCAGAAAUGAGAGAGGCAGAAUCUGCAGUGGCAGCUGCAGAGCAGAGCAUUUUUCGCAACGCCGUCGCCGCGCUCGUCACCAUGCACGAGCUCCGGAACGGGAGCUCGACUUACGGGCAGUUCUCGCUGCCGCCGCUGGGCUCUCCGGACUCCGACUUGCUGCAGUCGUUGCAGCUCCCUUCUCCAAUUCCAAUCCAAUGAAACAUAUACAUACAGUUGUUUGCAUUGGGUUAUGAGCAAAAGGAGCAGCUUAAUUAAGUUAUUACUAUUCAGUAAAAAAUUUGCCGAGAGAUUUUGUUUCUUGUAAUCUUUGCUUUUAUCUAUCAUGCCUAGCUACCUACGAGGACUACGAAAGCAGUGUUGUAGAAUGGAAGGAUACGUUAGCAAUUAAAUGCCACGGAUCAGAUUAUGUCUAAAUUUUAUUUCUCUUUCUACGCGUUUUUUUUUUU